AUGGAUGUGGAGAAAGCUGCAUCCAAGGGGCAUGGCUUCUUCGGCCUCUUUGAUUGGAGCAAGAGCAAGAAGUCCAAGCGGCGGCUCUUCAGUGGAGGCGGGGGAUAUUCGCCGUCCCAGGGGAAUUCAGUAGAUGGGAAGGAAGUUGACGGCAGCAUGCCGAGUACGCCAUCAAACUCGAUCCUUGAAGAUGGGAUGAGUAUGAAGGAAAGCAGCGAGCAUAGCUGUUCAUCCUCUGUAAUCGACGACGAAGCUUGUGCGAGGACGGGACCCACUGUUGUGGCGAGGCUUAUGGGUUUGGACUCCAUGCCUGCGGCAAGCUCAUCUGGACCCUACCCGGUCCCUUUUACCGGGCAACAUACCUUCCAAACUAUUGCCCAUGAUGAGUUGAUUGGCAGAAGCUAUGUUGGCCUUUCUAGCCCUCAUAAGAUGCCGAGUAGUCCCAUUGAUCGGUUUAGAAUGGAAGCGCUGCCUCCAAGGUUUGCCAAAAGGACACUUUCAGUUGCACAGCAUAAGUUGUUCUCCCCAGUGAAGAAUCCUAAUCAUGUAUCAAGCAGAAAUGCUGCUGAUAUAAUGGAGGCGGCAUCUAGGAUUAUUGGGCCUGGAGCUGAGAAUACUAGCUCUUACAGAGUCCGUGAUGCUGGGUACUCAAAUGAUGUGCGUGCCUUCAGCCCAACGGAGAUUGUAAGAGUCCAGCAAAUGUCCCAAGCGGCAAGAAGGCGUGAUGGCUCUGCAUCUUCUAAGCCACAGAGUGGAAGAUCGUUGGAUGGAAGUUUGGUAACUUCAGAGACAUCCUCUUCUGCCAGGUUCUCACAGUCAAAUGGUGGUGCUCCAGUUGCUCCAAGGGUCAAGGCCGUCAGUCGACCAUCGUCAGAAUUUAGAGCUACAAAUGGCCAAGGGAGAGAAGGUGUAAGCAGAAGCAGUAGGAAACCUCCAACUCGCACGGAUCCUGUACAUAACAUGGUUGAGAGAAACGGGUCCAGUCAACAAAGGCAGAAGAUUAGUAGCAGAGUGGGCAUGGCAAGUUCUUCCAACGUGCUUGUGCAAAAUAACACAAAGCAGAAUGCUAUGGGUGUUGAGCGCAAGCUGAAUCCCAAGUCAGCAACACACAGUCAACAACAAAGAAACCUGCAUCCACCAAAUGCUGCUCCCAGAAAGGCUGGGGUCACAAGCGCACGCUCUGAAAACACUAUGAAAGGCAACAGAAAGGGGGAAUUGCAGCCAACCAACUAUGCAAACAGAAGACCAAACUCUACAGCCAAAACAAUCCCCAAGCCGAGAAGAUUACCAGAUGAGGGCAUGCGUUCAAAGAAAAACCAGCCAAGUGAUAAAGUUCUCACUGAAAGAAGCCCAAGGCGUGUUCGGCACAAUAUUGUGAUAGAGGAGCAAUCAUCUUUCACCACGAACAAAAAGAAAAUCAGCACUGAGAUUGUUUCGUUCACAUUUACCUCACCAGUUGACAAAUCAUUACAUGGUUCUCAGUUUCCCCAUUCAGUGGAAAAACGGUCAAUAGAGAAUUGGAACUCAGUGUCAACUUCAAGCAACACAUCAAACACUGAAUCAGAUACCAUAGAUGGUGAUUAUUUGAGACUUCUUCUUGAGCAGAAGUUGAGAGAAUUGACUUCUGGGGUGAGGUCACCCUAUUCUAAGCCAGCCAAUGGUGUUCGAAUAUACGCCCCUUCACCAGGUUUGGAUGACACGGCAUCAGCCUGUGACACAUCCAGCAUUGCAUCUACUGAUUAUGAUAGGGACUCCAUACAGUCUUCAAAGGAUGGAAAAGACAAAUUCCCCCGGACAGAUCUUGUAUUAAAAGAUGAUCAGUCAUCUCAAUCUGUGAAGUAUGAUAAUGGUUUCAUUGAUCAAGUGGAGUUAGAGCAUCUUCACCUAAGCCCCCAUUCUACAUGGGAAGCUUCUCUUUCAACAGAAACCUGCAGCUCUGCAGAGAGCCGAACAAAUGCAAAUGAAUCAAGGUUAUUUAGUUCAACAGAAGGAGCAGCAACAUCUGGUUCGACACACUAUGGUAGGGUCCUAGAAGUGGAGGCUUUAUCAGAAUAUUCUGAUACAGCCUCAUCAAUCACAGCGACUUUAGCCGAAACAACACAUCCAUCAGAAAGCAGCAGCUCAUGUCGUAUGGAGAUAAAGUUCUUAAGAGAAAUACUGAAUGCUAUUUCUGUCAGAGAUAAUGCUUGCUCUUACUUCGAGCGAUUUGAUAGCUCAAAUAUCCUGGAUCCACAUCUGUUUGAAGAACUAAAUGGCAAUUUUAGGCUGCCAGUGGGUGAAGAAGAGGGAAAAUCUUUCGGAAUGAUUCGGAGGCUGCUCUUUGACUGUGUGAAUGAAGUAUUAAGCGUGAAAUGCACAUACUACUUCAAUGCUGGUUACAGCUCAUGGUUUACGGGGAUGGCAGUUCUGCAGAAGCUCUCGCCGGAAGAAAUCUACCAAGAGAUGACCAGUCUGAAGGUUGCCGAGGAGUGGAUGGUGGAUGAACUCGUGUACAAAGAAAUGAGUGGCCCUCUCGGGAGCUGGGUCGACUUCAAGACGGAGUCACAUGAAGCUGCAAAAGACAUAACAGCAGAGUUGCUAGAAUCCUUGACCGAUGAAAUGAACUACAACAGGGGCCCUGACCUGCCCACCAUUUGA
Triticum turgidum subsp. durum (durum wheat) is the source of this 2637-nucleotide messenger RNA. NCBI's taxonomy places the organism in Eukaryota, Viridiplantae, Streptophyta, Magnoliopsida, Poales, Poaceae. The record is from the annotation of a GenBank genome assembly.